Hyla sarda is the source of this 2142-nucleotide messenger RNA. Its product is annotated as keratin, type I cytoskeletal 15-like. Bases 449 to 1870 code for a protein of 473 amino acids. NCBI's taxonomy places the organism in Eukaryota, Metazoa, Chordata, Amphibia, Anura, Hylidae. The record is from RefSeq and is a predicted model, not a curated record. The transcript has 8 exons. Gene Ontology annotation, molecular function: structural molecule activity.
UACUUACACUAAAUUUAGUGAUCAUUUAUAUAACAGACCUUUAUGUGGUCGGAAACUUAUGCCUUAAAACGUUCCACCUGUGUUAUCGAAAAUACAAAAUAAGAGCCGAAAACCUUUUGGAUAGCUGUACAUUUUAGAAAACUUUGGAGAAUUCAGCUUAUCUGUUCUCAAAAUUUUUCUGAAACAAAUCAGACAAGAAAAGCUGAAAUGUGUUUAUCCUGAGGCACAAAAGAAAGAAUGUAAAUGAUCUUCUUACAACAAAUCAGUUACUGACCAAUAAGAAAUAGACUUAAGACGUGGCCAUGGUCCAAGGGGCGUGGAGCCAGCACAGACCCCUCGCUUGCCUUAUAAAUAUCCUUCAUGUACCAAGGUUUCUUGCACUCCUGACUUCAAGGAACAGAAGUGUAAGAACCUGCUUCACACUCCCUAAAAACCACUCAUUGUCACCAUGAGCUCCAGUUUCAGUCAAGCCAGCUUCUCCAGAGCGAGCGGCGGUGUCUCCUCCAGGCUGUCUGAUGGGAUCUACAGAGCAGCCAGUGUCCAUGGUGGUGGAUUUGGAGGAUCUAGAAUCUCCACUGCAUCUAGCUUUGGAGGUGGUCUAGGCUCUGGAUUUGGUGGUGGAGCAGGCUAUGGCUCUGGAUUUGGUGGUGGAGCAGGUUUUGGUGGUGGAGCAGGCUUUGGUGGUGGAGCAGGCUUUGGCUCUGGAUUUGGUGGUGGAGCAGGCUUUGGUGCUGGUUCUGGCUCAUCCUUCAGUGGUGGUGGAGGUGGAGAUGGAUUGUUUUCUGGAAAUGAGAAGUAUACCAUGCAGAACUUGAAUGACCGUCUUUCCAACUACCUGGAUAAAGUACGAUCCUUGGAAGCGGCAAAUAAUGAUUUGGAGGCCAAGAUCCGAGACUGGUAUUCAAAGCAGGGGUCUGUGACAGUUCGUGAGCAGAGCUUUGCUGGCUUCUACACUGCAAUUGAUGAAAUUCGUGACAAGAUCUUCGUGGCAACGAUCAACAACUCAAAAGUGAUUUUGGAGAUCGAUAACGCCAGAUUGGCUGCUGAUGACUUCAGGCUUAAGUUUGAGAACGAACUUUCCCUGCGCCAGAGCGUGGAGAAUGAUAUCAAUGGACUUAAGCGCGUCUUGGAUGAGCUUACAAUGACAAGAUCAGACCUGGAGCUCCAGAUUGAAGGCCUUAAGGAGGAACUGAUUUACCUGAAGAAGAACCACGAGGAGGAAAUUAGCGAGAGCAAACAGCAAGCCGCUGGAACCGUCAAUGUGGAGUUGGAUGCCGCUCCUGGAAUUGACCUCCUCAAGACUGUCAAUGACCUCAGGGAACAGUAUGAACAUAUUGCAGAGAAGAACAGAAGGGAGGCUGAAGCAUUGUUCCUCAGUCAGGUUGAAAGCUUGCAGAAUGAGGUUGUCACCAGCACACAGCAAGUACAUUCCAACAAAAGCGAGAGCACAGAAAUAAGGCGCAGUCAACAAGCGCUUGAAAUGGAACUUCAAUCUCUGCUCAGCGCCAGAGCCAGCAUGGAAUCUUCCUUGGCAGAGACAGAAGGUCGCUAUUCUGCGCAGCUUUUCCAGAUCCAGUCUAUUAUUAGCGGCGGGGAAGCGCAGCUCGCCGAUCUCCGCUCGGAUCUAGAACGCCAAAACCAGGAGUACAAAGCCCUGCUGGACAUCAAGAGCAGACUGGAGCAGGAGAUCGCCACUUACCAUCAGCUCCUGGAGGGAGAGGGCGGACAAAUCGCCAGUGGAGAGUUUAAAUCAGGAGGAUCCAGUUCAAAAACGACAACAACCACCACUACAAAGGUGCAGGCCAUCAUUAAAGAGGAGGUUGGCGGGAAGGUCAUCUCCUCCACCACCACGUCACUCAGCAGAUAUUAAGACCUUGUCGGCAAAGCCAAGACCAGUUCUACAUCACCCGUCAUCUCCUGACACCAUCAUCUCCAUCACUGACAUUGUCCUAUGAAACUAAGAAAACUAAAGAAAACUUAAUAUGUUGAUGUUUUUUAAAAGAACACCGAGAAAAAUCAAUUUGUCAACAAAAAGGCAAAUUUAGAGGAAUAACAGGACAGGCACUUCUAUGAUGUAUGAACUGAUCCGUGAUCAAAUCUUGUUAUGACAAUAAAAGGUCUCCAUGGGUUGUGCCAUAACUA